AUAGUGGCAGUGAAAGGUUAUUCAUCAUCGGGUUUGGUUUUGGGGAGACUUUUUAGGUGUCUACAACUGGAUAACUGGGGAGCUAGGGUAUGCUGAGGUUGGGCAAAUUUGGUAUAAGAAGCAUGGGUGUAGUUUAUAUAGUGGUAGAAAACAAAUACUGACUGAUGCUGACAUACCAGAGUUCUUAGAAGCAAAAUAAAGUGAUGGUUGGUACAUAUUAUACUUGGUGCAACCUAAGAAAGACUAUGCUGCUGAGACUUGUAGCACAGAGGAGUCACAAAGGAGUAAUUCAGCAGUGUUGUGUGAGUCAAAAAGGGGUGAGGAAUCAGCAAUGGGGGGUGAGUUAAGUAGUGAGUUGGUUGAGACAAGUUCAAAAAGUGUGGGGCCCCUAAUAAUAAAAUAUUCCCUUGCAAACCCUACAUCUACUUUCCCUUAUACCUCCCCUAUUUUGCCUCAAAACAGUACCUUAUCCAAUUCAGAUCUAAAUCCACUUAGAUCAGAAAAACUCCCAACUUUCUCCAAAACAAAACCCAAGCUGAAAUCUUUGACUGAGGUCAAAGAGGGUGAAAGUAGGGGGGGGAUUAGAGAUCAUACCUGAGAGAGGUGAGGUUCUUCCUAGUCACAAUGAUGAGAAUGAUGACAGUGAUGUUGUAUUGAAUGAUGAUGAUUUUGAAGAUAUAGGUGAUGAUGAUCUGUUUUCUGAAAAUAUUGGUGUUGGUAUAACUGAAAGAGUGAUUGAGAGCUUAGGUGGUUCUAAACUGAUUGUGGUUGAAUACCAUAGAGAGGAUGAAGAAGAGGAUAAUGUGGAGGAGGAGGGAGAUCAGUUGCAACGUAAUCAUGAUUUAAAUGAUAGUGACUGUGAGGAUGAACCUCAAUUAGGAUAUGAUCAUGAGGGAAGACCUGAGUACCCCAUAUUCAACCCAGAAGUAGACUUUAAGAAAAAAAAAUUGAACUUAGAUUUGGACUGAAAUUCCCAUCCAAUUUAGUAUUCAGAAAAGCUUUGAGAAAUCAUGCUAUUGAAAAUGGGUAUGAUUACUACUACCUACAUAACUCAAAUGUGAGAGUGUCUGCAUACUGUGCGAAGAGAUGUGCAUGUCCAUGGUAGAAAGGUAGAAAUCUAUACAAGUGUGUCUGUAAUCAGAAGAGGAAGUGUAGAUUUAAGGUCCAUUGCAAGAAACUGAAAGGAGAGGAAACUUUUCAAAUUAAAAGUUUUAGAGGAGAACACAUUUGUGGUCAUCAACAUGUUAAUCCCAAGUUCCUCAAAGUACAUAGUAGAGAGAUACCUUGAGGACUGGAGAGAUGACCCAUGUAUGAGCAUGAAAGCAUUCAUUAGUAGGGCUACCAGAGAAGUACAAUCUGAGAUAAAAUAUCAUAAGGCCUAUAAUGCUAAGGAAAUAGCACUGAAAAUGUUGUUUGGAGAUGCUUCAUAGGAGUAUAAAAAAGUGUGGGAUUAUGCAGCUGCUAUUAAAAAAUACAACCCUAGAAGCACAACUAUUGUUAAGGUCACAGGAAUAGAGAACCCCCCACCAUUGUUCCAAAUGAUGUAUGUGUGUCUACAACCUUGUAAGGAAGGGUUCAUUGUUGGGUGUAGGCCAAUUUUGGGAGUUGAUGGGGCAUAUCUGAGAGGUCCUUUUCCUGGUAUCUUAUUAACAGCAGUUGGAAAAGACGGAAAUAACAACAUUUUUCCAGUCGCUUGGGCAGUAGUUGAGACUGAAAAUGCUGAAACUUGGAAAUGGUUUUUGGAACUCUUGGUGCAAGACAUAGCAACAGUGGCUGAUUCAAUUACACGGGUUCAUGAGAAUGAAAACCUCACCUACAUGUCAGAUAGACAGAAGGGGUUGCUGGAUGCUUUUAGUAGUGUGGUGCCAAAUGUAGAUAUAAGGUUUUGUUGUAGACACAUAUGGUCUAACUUCAAAACCAAAUUCCCAGGGGAGAUAUAUAGAGAACACUUUUGGAAGGCUGCAAGAGCCUCUACUAAGCAUCAUUUUCAGCAACAAAUGGAAGCUAUCAAACUCAUAAACAUUGAUGCACACAAAUAUUUAGAGUCAAUACCAGUGAGCAGUUGGUCAAGACAUGCAUUCACCACUAUGUGGUGAGCAGUCUGGUAUGAUUUAAAAUAAUUGUUGUGAAUCCUUUAAUAAUGUUUUGAGAGAGGCAAGAACAAAACCCAUCAUAUCCCUUAUGGAGUGGAUAAGGAGAUAUGUCAUGAAGAGAUGUUGUGCAAAAAGAGAGGGUUUGAAGAAUUUUACUGGCCAGAUCAUGCCAUCUGUAGAUAAGAUGAUAGAAAAUGGAUUGUUAAAGGUGUCUAAUAUGAGAGUUAAUCAGGCAGAUUUAUAUGAAUUUGAGGUAGAUGAUGAAAAUGAUACUUAUGUAGUCAAUUUGCAAAGUAAGGUGUGUGGGUGUUUUCGGUGGAGUUUGUUGGGAAUUCCAUGUUGGCAUGCACUUGCCUGUAUUGUGAAGAGAAGGUUGCCACAUGAGGAGUUUGUGCAUCCUGCAUACCAUGUCAGCACCUAUGCUGCAACUUAUGCUCCCAUAUUCAGAGCAAUGCCUGGGUACAAGCAGUGGGAUGUGCAACCUCUACCCUAACCUUUACCCCCUCCUUAUAGGAUAAUGCCUGGAAGGCCUAGUAAAAAGAGAAGAGUGAAAGAAGCCGGGGAAGAUAAGGAGAAGCAGUUGGUGAAAAGAGCAAAGAGAAGUAACAAGUACUCUAAUUGUGGUGGUCUUGGUCACUACAAAACAAAGUGCCAAAAUGUGACACAACCACAACCAAUCAACAAGGGUGGGAGACCUAGGUCAGGUGAUGCCACUACUCAGUCACAACAGGUUGCUGCAAAUUCCACUCAACUCAGUCAUUCCCUAUCAACUACUAGGGCAUCAGCAACUGCAUCCAACACCACUGCAAAAAAGGCAAAGGCACCUCCACCAGCACCUAAAGCAACUACUUCUACCAGGGCAGCAACUGCAGCAAAGGUAGCAGCAACAAGCACAACAACAGCUUCAAAAAGAGCAGCAGCAAAAAAGACUUCAACUUCACAUCCAACAACCAGCAGAGGAGCAAAUAAGUAAAAAAAAAAACUAAAUCAAUGACUAGUUUGAUUACAAGCAGUCAGAACGUGCAAUCUUCACAAGCAUCCUGUAACUUUGUCAAGCAAUCUUAAAAAACAAGGGUUUAAUAUUUUGACAUUCUUUGUCAUGCUUUUUUUUGGGAAAUUAAUUCCUUAAUAGUUUGACAUUAAGGAAAUUUCUGUGUGAUAAUUGCAAUGUCACUUUUGUAAACACUACUCUUAUUUUGGAUCGUAUUUAUAACAUGCAUUAU
Chenopodium quinoa (quinoa) is the source of this 3316-nucleotide messenger RNA. RefSeq lists its product as uncharacterized. The record is from RefSeq and is a predicted model, not a curated record. The transcript has 3 exons. Gene Ontology annotation, molecular function: DNA binding; transposase activity. Gene Ontology annotation, biological process: DNA transposition. Lineage: Eukaryota; Viridiplantae; Streptophyta; Magnoliopsida; Caryophyllales; Amaranthaceae. The coding region runs from base 1539 to 2096 and encodes 185 amino acids.